AAGCAAGGUUCCAACAUCGACGAACAGAAGAAAGACACCAAAUGGGGCUUCAAUAUCGAUGACCAGGAGGAGAGGUUUCAGUGGUUCAAACUCGAACAAGACCCAAAAUACACUGAGGAAGAGCUUAGGAACGCAUAUCCUCCCCUGACCAUUAAGCCAGAAAAUGAGCUGCAGGCAAGAGACUUAAUCACAGAAUAUCUCAAGCAUCUUCGCAAGCACGUUGCAAAUACUAUCAAGGAAUCACUUGACGUUGGAGGAGGUAGAGUUGAGGCGCUUCUCAAGGAUGUUCGUUGGGAGUAUAUCAUUACUGUGCCUGCUAUGUGGCCGGAAUCAGCACAGAACAUCACUGAGGAAUGUGCCAAAAAUGCUGGAAUGAGCCUAUACCGUCAAGUCCAGAUCAUCGCCGAGCCGGAGGCUGCUGGUAUUUAUGCACUUGAUCAAAUGAGCCAGGAACUAGACAUGAGGAUUGGAGAUACUUUCACCAUCUGUGACGCUGGUGGCGGGACCGUCGAUCUCAUCUCCUAUACGAUCACGAGAUUGAAGCCCAGCCUUUCACUGGAUGAAGCGACAGCAGGAUCUGGUGGCCUCUGCGGAUCAUCGUUCUUGGACCGUGCAUUUCUUGCAUGGCUAAGAGGCCAUGUGCAAGGCUGUAGCCAGUGGACACAAUAUCAUACUCACGAUGCGAUGGUAAAAUGGGAGACCGAAACGAAGCGUAACUUCACUGGCGACACCAGGAAGAAAUAUCUCAUCCCUGCUCGCGGUAUUGAUGAUGAUAGAAACUUGAGCAUUAGAAAAGGAAAUCUGGAAGUCCCAGGAAAAAGGGUGGAAGAAGUCUUUGAAGCAGUCAUCUCUCAAAUUCUGACCUUGGUCCAAAGUCAAGUCAGUAAAGUGCAGAGAGCCGGCACGAGGUCUGUGAAUGCUGUUCUGUUGGCAGGAGGCUUUGGGAGAAACGAGUAUCUGAGGAGGAAAAUCCAAACGAUGGUUGGAAAUAGCGUAAAGGUGAGGAAGAUGAAGGACUGCACUACCGCCAUUGUCCAAGGAGCCUUAAUUCGGGUACUUGCAGACAGGCAUUCGCCUACGGCUACGGCAGGGAGACCUAUGAUUGCAGUUGAGUCUCGGCUAGCAAGGAAACACUACGGCACCAAAGCACUUCAGAAGUUCGCCCCAGGACACCAUGACCCUCAACAACCAAGAUUUCCUGGCGGGGUCGAUGGAGGGGAGAGAAUCGAUGUGAUGAAAUGGUUUAUCAAGAAGAACACCCGAGUCAAGGAUCAUGAGGACAUGUUAUUCGAUUUCUACUACGACCAAUCAGUGAACGACGUAGACUCCCACGGCGGGAGCUUGGGAGACGUCAUCCUACCAAUUUAUAUUUGUGAAGAUGACAGCGCGCCUGAUUAUCCGGACCCGGAUCAAGAAGUGACAAGUAAAAAGCUCGUGGAACUCACUGCAAAUUUGAACAAGAUCCCGAAGAACAAACUUAAGAGGGAGUAUGGAGCGGACAACCAGGAAUAUUACAAAAUUGACUUCAAGAUAGUCAUGUCUUGUCAUUUGGCAAAUGUCACUUUCCAACUGCUCUACGAUGGUGUUGAAUAUGGUUCUGUUGCCGCCAAGUGGGAUACGAAGUGA
Cryphonectria parasitica EP155 is the source of this 1626-nucleotide messenger RNA. RefSeq lists its product as uncharacterized. The transcript has 7 exons. The annotation marks the transcript as partial. The record is from RefSeq and is a predicted model, not a curated record. Gene Ontology annotation, molecular function: ATP binding; ATP-dependent protein folding chaperone. NCBI's taxonomy places the organism in Eukaryota, Fungi, Ascomycota, Sordariomycetes, Diaporthales, Cryphonectriaceae.